AUGCAAACAGCUUUACAUCUGUAUAUGGUUUACAUUGUGCUUUGAAAAUAUUGCAAUUAUUAAUUCACCGCAAUAAUACAAUAAAGUGUGUAUGCUCUUCACAUGCAUAUAUGGACACACAUUCAAGAACAUGCAACACAAAGUAAUUUCGGGGCCUCCAUUAUAACUCUCACAUUUAACUGCUGGCAGAACUCAAGUAACUUUCAAAACCACCAAGUUCAUACAAUCACUAAAGCGAUUGCAAAAACUGUAACCGCAGCCAAAUUGCAAAAAUUCAGCGGUGUGAAUUACUGACCAAAUAUGUCCAUAUGAAUGAAGAUCUAUCAGUAACAGAUUAACCAGCUUAAUGUGUACGUAACAGUCUCAGCAUGGUACAUUGCCACUGUCAAGUUUCAAAGUUCACAUAUGAACCUGGUUUUACGCUGCACACGUGGUUCAUAAAUGAAGUCUGAAUGAAAGAGGAAUUAAAGGAAAAAUAAGGUAAGUGACAUAAUAUGAAAUUAAUCUAAGCGUUUGAGCAUAUACAGCUUACAGGAAAAAAAAAGAAUAAAUCCUUGAUCAAGAUUUAUAAAAAGGAACACAACAUAUAUUAUUAUGCUACAGGAAAAUACAAUGCACAUCUAGACUGGUGAAUAACUGAUAACAACCACUUCACAAGGUAUAUUUUUUAAAAAGUAUUCUUAAAAAAAAAACGGGAAAUUGAUUAUUGAAAAAUCCACAAAAACCUCACUGUGAAUUCAGUAAGGAAGAUCAUCAUGUACAGUAUUCAAUGUAGCCAGUAACAAAAUUAGUAUGUUAAUAGCUCUCACAUGUUUGGCUUCAUACUGAAAUUGUUUCAAAAGAUUGAUUUGAGCAUGGAUUUAAUAUGAGGGAGAAAGCUUGAAGUGCACAUGCAAGAAUCCAAAUAAAUUAAUCACAGGAAAUCCCAUUCUAAAAUUAUCCAUGAGCUCUCUAUGAGUACCUAAACAUAGUAUCUGAAAAAAAAAAAAACCAACCCAAACCAAAAAAAAAGCUUCUGAAUUUCAGGUGUCACUGAUAACUUAAAAUCAACUACUUAUAUAGCAAUAUUGUUUUUCACCUGAAACACCUCUGAAUUUAUUUAAUCAGCCACAUUCCUGUUAGACAAUUUACGAGCACCAAAACCCCUUCAGGUACUGGAUUACAGAAAAAUACAAAGAGAAUGAGAGGGUUUAUUUAUGAACAAUUAUAGUAACUGGAAAUGAUACCCAUCUCCCCUCUCCAUCCACCAGUCUAUGCCUCUCUUGCCCACUAACUGUGCCACAAGUCUAUAAGUUUAUACAGUACGCAUAUCUGAAGUCAGUUUCACAUGGGGUUAGAACCUGCACCACUGCCUAUUUUAGUUGUUCCUUUUUUCAUUAAGACAUACUUCUUAUAAGUGUCAGAACGCUCUUUCAGAUUACUGUUUGAACUUUAGUGGUAGCUGAUGUAAGAUGCAUUCUAAAAUGUUCUCUGCUGUGAAAAAGUGCUCCUUACAAGCUACUUCUCCGACUAUCCAUUUUUUUUCUUAAAACCAAGAUUUACUUCCUGAAAUCUGGUCACUUAAUAACUGCAGUGUGCAUUUGGCACCAUUCUCUUCUUCCUCCAAUAGUUUUCCUCCUUUUCAUAACCUACUCUCCCUGCAUACCAAUGCUGUUUCCCAUGGUUGUUUCCCAACUCCUCCAUUCCCUCCCCUCCCUUUUCUGUUGUCUCUCCUUAGCUUUAUCUACUCUACUUGUUGCUGAAACUCUUCUUACAUCUGAUUAUUUCCCAGCUCUUCAGUUUCUGCCAGUGUAGGAGUGCACCCUGUUAGGUUGCUCUUCUACCUGUGACACCUUCCAUGGGGACUUCUUAUUUCUUAGGAGCAGACUGGGAAGGACAGCAAAGAUCUGCCCUGGGAUCAGAGGCAUAUGUGCUGUACUGAAUGUCUACCUACACCACACACUCCUUAAAACAUUUCAGGCAGGACAGAACACUCAAAAGAUAUCUAGCAAAUUUUGCUGUUUUUUAAGGUAUCUAAAACAGCUCAUGGUAUUUUUUCUUCACUUAGUGACAAGUUUGUGGAUAAAACAUAGACAAUGACAGAAAGCAAUGAGAUGACCAUCAACCUUGUUGUCCUUGGAAGAACUCAGACUGGCAAAAGUGCUGUUGGGAACAGCCUGCUGGGCAGCGCAGACUUUGAGAGUCAUCUCUCCCCAAGCUCUGUAACUACAUGCUGCAGUCUUGGACGCAGCAGCCGCAUUUUGGGGAUUAUACGAAGAAAUGGCUGUGAGCUAGCUCUCCGUGUUCGAGUACUUGACACUCCAAGCUACCCUCACAGUGCUCUGAGCAAAGAGCAGGUGAGAGACACAGUGAGAUCUGCCCUGGCUCACCACUUUGGGGAGGAAGGCCUGCAUCUAGCUCUCUUGGUCCUGAGGGCUGACUUGCCUCUGUGUCCAGAUGAAAAGGAUCACAUAAUUCAGUUUAUCCAGGAACUUCUGGGUCCCACAUGGAAGAAUUUCACUGCAGUUCUACUUACUCAUGCAGACAAGGCAGAAGAGGCUGGAUUCAGUGAGGAAGCAUACUUGCACAGUGCCUCAAGUACCUUAUUGUCGCUUCUGAGCUCAGUACAAGAUAAAUACAUUUUCCUAGACAACCAGAAGAGCAUAAUUAAAGAGGAAAGAGCUAUUGUCUUAAGAAAGCUCUUGAAUUUUAUAAGACAAAAUAAUUAUCAAGUGCUUCUACUUAAACACAGAAAGGAAUAAAAUUAGCUUCCAGAUCCUCAUCUGUCUAUUUUCUAUGGUAGGUAACAUUUAACAGAAGAGUAGAAGCCAUCAACUGGAAAAUUCCAUAUCCAUACUAAAUACUUCUGAACACACAGUUGGAAAUAUCUCUUUAGAUUACCAAACUACUUGCCUUUUACAGAGUACUUCACCCUACUGCAGUGAGAAUCCUACCUUCAACCACAAAAAUCAGAGCAAGCUAAUUCUCUAAAUCACAAUCCUAAUAUGUGUGCAUGCAGUCACAAAUGAGAUUUUAUGCUACACCAGAUUGUAUAUUGCAGCUCAUACAGAACACAGAUCUGUGAGGAAAAAAAGAAAAAAAAAAUUAAAAUGCACAAGUUCAGACGAUAAGGAAGCCUCUUUGCUCAGUUCAAGCUGUCAGAAGUUCCUGUGAAUUCCAGUUUGUAAAGAGUUUUCCAGUAUCAAAAGCUAAAUUUUAUCUACUGUAAAAGUACUUCUUUACCUUGAUUCAGGAUUAGUUAGAAUUGAGGUUUUGAACUUCAAGAAUUUUAUUCAAUAAAGACAUUAUUGGAUAUGUAGUUUAUAAGGCAGAUAAAACAGUUCCCAUAUGAUGAAUGCUAUUCAGCACAUUUAAAAGAACUAAUUACUACUGCUUAUUCCCAGAUGCAAGAAAAAUUAACACAGUUUAUAGGCACAUACAAAACUCAUUUGAAAAAGAAAUCUGUUCAUCUCUUCUUUUGUGCCUGUUCCUUUUAAUUUUAUAUCAUUGUCUUUUUUUUUUUUUUUUUUUUUUUUUUUCAAAGCCUGAAAAAUUCAUAGUGGUUAAGUUACUUUUAUUUCAGUGGCUAAAAAAAGCGCUUACUGUUUCAGUGGUUAGAUAGUAACCAGUUAAUUAUCAUAUGCCAAAAUAUCUGAAGUAUCUCAAAAUAGUUACUUAGAAGUUUUAUUGUAAAUUGAUCUAAAAUAGUUAUUUUCAGAUUAUUAAAAGGCAGGAAUUAAAAGUAGUAAUUUGAGGCUAUUAUGAUAUCAACCAUGACUACUUGUACUACAUUAUUAUGGAAUAAUUCUAACUGUAAAACCUAAAGAAGCUAUUUCUGUUAAAACCAAAGCAUCUUUUGCAUACAAUUGCAUAAAAGUACAUUAAAACAAAAAAAUCAAUUCAUUUUAUACCUGUUUGGGCACUGGAAAUGGUGGGGGGUUUUUUGGGUAGUAUUUGACUAGCUCUGGCAAUAUAUUUGCUAUACAUUCUUUCUUAGUAGUACCUAUCAUUUGGAAGGAAAUAUAUAGGUGGAGCAGAUGAAGAACUUUUUUAGCAAAGUGCCAGCUUUGAUCUUACUGACAGUAUAACAGCUUCACUGUGGGACAUGUAAGUAUGUCCAUUUGUAUAUCUUAAGGCAUAAAGGUUUAAUCUUUCUAUUACAACAGUUUGAAGACUACUCAGACAACACAGCAAGUUGCAAAGACUUAUAUCUGAAAACUGCUUGGAAGAGGAGGAGAAAAACUAACAAAAGGUGACUAAAAGAAUAAGGACAAUUGUGGCCUUCACUGACCAACUGCUACUCCUACACUUCUUGAAGAGCAGUUAGCACAUGGCAGAAAUUUUUCCUUAUUGAGAUGCUCUCACUUCAUAGAUCCUCUAAACCUUUUAGCUGUCCAGAAAAUAUGCUUGCCUGCCUGUAUUUCUACCAUGAACAAGCCUUCAUUUAAUAGACUUGAGCACUGAGUGGUUAAUGACUCGUGACAACACUUAAGCACAAUGACA
Molecule: messenger RNA, 4482 nt
Organism: Athene cunicularia (burrowing owl)
Lineage: Eukaryota; Metazoa; Chordata; Aves; Strigiformes; Strigidae
Gene: GIMD1
Product: GIMAP family P-loop NTPase domain containing 1
Exons: 2
Coding region: 2076-2741 (221 amino acids)
Molecular function (GO): GTP binding
Source: RefSeq, a predicted model, not a curated record